AUGGGACAAGGCGUCGUCUGCAUCGCGGCGGAUCCCAAACCCCCUGCAGUGUACCAUGCACAGCUGACGUCGUCGGACGCGUUUGUAGUCCUCGGCUGCGACGGCCUGUGGGACAUGUUCACCUCGGCCGAAGUUGUCGACAUGGUCUUUGAGUGGAUGGACGCGCCCGGCCCGUACACCAACUGUGCCGAUUACCUCGUGGCCCGCGUCCUCGACAAAGCUGCUCGUCCGUUUGUCCUCUUUGCCGGUGCCGACGAGCCCAUCAAGGCUCUCGUCUCCCAACCAGCCCGCAAGCGCCGGCGGAUGUACGACGACACCACCGUCGCCGUCGUAUUCCUCGACACCGACAAGCUUGCCGCCGCCGCCACCAUCGACCUCUGGGGCGGUUACACCCUUGUCUCUGCCACGCUCCGCUCCGACGCCCGUGCCUGGGCCAUCCGCGGCGAGGAAGAUCUCGCCCGAUAA
Molecule: messenger RNA, 465 nt
Organism: Thecamonas trahens ATCC 50062
Lineage: Eukaryota; Apusomonadida; Apusomonadidae
Exons: 2
Coding region: 1-465 (154 amino acids)
Source: RefSeq, a predicted model, not a curated record